Molecule: messenger RNA, 1075 nt
Organism: Electrophorus electricus (electric eel)
Lineage: Eukaryota; Metazoa; Chordata; Actinopteri; Gymnotiformes; Gymnotidae
Product: 15-hydroxyprostaglandin dehydrogenase [NAD(+)]
Cellular component (GO): cytoplasm
Molecular function (GO): oxidoreductase activity, acting on the CH-OH group of donors, NAD or NADP as acceptor
Source: RefSeq, a predicted model, not a curated record
AGAGAUGAAAAUUCUUCACAGGUUAUAGCUGUCAAGCUGAACUCCUCCCUGUUGAGCCUAACUGUGUUAGUCUAGUGAAUACAGGAAGGCACUUCCCUUCGGCUAAAGACUGGAUCUUUGUAUAUGAUGAUCUUAAACGACAAAGUAGCCGUGGUGACUGGUGCGUCCCAAGGGUUGGGGAGAGGAUUUGCAGAGAUCCUUUUGGAAAACGGAGCGAAGGUAGCCUUGCUGGACCUAAAUGAAACACUGGGUAGAGAGGUGCAGGCCCACUUUAAUGAGAUUUAUGGAUCGGACAGGACCCAGUUUUAUCCUUGCGAUGUCGCCUCAGACGAACUGUUUAAAGAUGCGUUCCAGAAGGUCCUCCACAAAUUUGGGCGGGUAGAUGUUUUCUGCAACAAUGCUGGGAUCCUCAAUGAAAAGGAUUGGGAGAAAACAGUGUCCAUAAACUUAAGUGGGGUGGUGAGGGGAACCUAUUUGGCUAUGGAUCACAUGAAGAAGCAGAAUGGUGGACAGGGAGGAGUCAUCAUCAAUGUUGCAUCAAUGGCAGGGUUGGGUCCUCUCCCAGGGGCUCCUAUCUACACCGCCACAAAGCAUGGUGUAGUGGGCUUCAGUCGCGCUCUAGCUGAAACUUCAAACAUUGCUGACUAUGGGGUGAGGAUCAAUGCCCUCUGUCCAGGUUUCGUGCGGACAGCUUUACUCAACUCCUUUCAGACAGAUGAGAAAGCUAUGUUGGAGUCCAUCAUGGAAAAAGCCAAAUUUCUGGAAGUGGAGGACGUGGCUAAGGCGUUCCUACUGCUGGUGAAGGAUGAGAGUCUGAAUGGAGCUGUGCUCGUAGUGGCCAGUGCUGGCACUGCUUUUAUGUCCUUCCCUACAGAGCUGCCGAGAACUCCAGUAACACUGUAGCGCCUGCCCACAGUCACGACCGAGUUUACUGCAUCACACUGCAAUGUGCAAGAAUGAAGCUACGCAUGACAAGAUUAAUGUAUUCCUGGUAACUGUCAGUUGAUUAAAGAUAAAAAUUAUCAAAAUAUGUAAGCAUGACAGUUUCAAUAAAUUCGUUAACCAUUUUUGCCAA